UAUUUUAUUUUAUUAUUGCUAAUCUAAUUGGCUAAUGGAUGGCACAUCACACUAUACGGACAUUAAAUGACACGGUUUAAAGGAGGUUCCACUUAGCCAAUUUUCUUAUAUGAUCGGUCAGUAUAACUUAUACGAGGAUACUUGAAUAACUGGGCUGCAGAAGCGCAUGAUUGCCUGAAAAUACACAUAGAAACGCACCACACCUUCUUGUGCUCAUCACAGAUAGAUAGCCUUCUUACACCUUUGCUAGAUCAGUGGAUCACCGCUCCAUUGCCUUCCUUUUCUUAUUUCAAACAAAGUGAGUGACAGAUGACAAGCUCAACAGUACCUUUUCCAUCUGCCCCAAAAGGCUAUGGAUUCCAUCCAACCGAUGAAGAAUUAAUCAACCAUUUCCUGAAGUUAAAAAUGAUGGGUGGCUAUGAUCACGAAGUCGCCAUAAUUGCCGAGGUUAAUGUGUGCAAUUCUGAGCCUUGGGAACUGCCUGGGCUUUCAGAAAUUCAGUCAAAUGAUACAGUGUGGUACUUCUUUUCUCCUCGCAAUUACAAGUACUCCAAUCGUAAGCAGGCUAAAAGGACUACUAAGGCAGGGUACUGGAAACUCACUGGUAAUGAUCGCAUAAUCAGGGUUCUGAGCACAGGGGAGGAAAUUGCUAAAAAAAAGUCUCUGGUUUUCUAUAAGGGUCGUGUUCCUAAUAUAGUCAGGACCAAUUGGAUCAUGCAUGAAUAUAAUCCGACUUUCAACUUCCAUAACCAGAAGGACUUCGUUCUCUGCAAACUGAAGAAAAAUUCAGAUGAUAAGCUAACAUGUGAAGAAGGUGGAUCAAGUUCCAAUAUGGCUUCUGAUUUUCCAAACAAUGUGACUGAGGAAGAUCAUCUGGAAGCAUUCCUCGGAGUUGAUGGAGGAUAUUAUAAUUGAACUCUGCCCAAUAGCUUACAAAUGGGAUUGUGUACUGAGAAAAUCCCCCUCCGACAACGAGUUUUCGAUCAUCUAUGUCUGUCAACCUUUGCUAUAUAGUGCUUACUGCAGCCAACUUUAUGUUCUUAAAUAAGUUACUAUUUUGGUACUUGUAUGUAUGUGUUAAACGUGGGACUCGUCAGAGUUCAUAUGUAUUGUGUGUAGCAGAUAAGCCAUAGGAACAAAUUACCUCUAGUUGUUCUUCAUGGUGUUUCUCCUUGCUUGUUUUGCUAGAGUGGAAUUUAAUGCAUUUGACUUGUUUAUGACUUA
This is a messenger RNA of Populus trichocarpa (black cottonwood), 1224 nucleotides long. Its product is annotated as protein NTM1-like 9. NCBI's taxonomy places the organism in Eukaryota, Viridiplantae, Streptophyta, Magnoliopsida, Malpighiales, Salicaceae. Gene Ontology annotation, biological process: regulation of DNA-templated transcription. The transcript has 5 exons. Bases 310 to 915 code for a protein of 201 amino acids. The record is from RefSeq and is a predicted model, not a curated record. Gene Ontology annotation, molecular function: DNA binding.